GCCAGUGGAAGGAGCACUUGAAAAUUCAAAACAACCGCCAUACGCCAACUUCACAUCGUUCAGUGUUUUUAGAUAGAAACUGUCAACGCAAAAUUGAAGAAAAGAUCAUUGUUCCCUUCUAACUUCGCGUUAUUCAACAACAGCCUGAAAACAUGGCGAAAUGUUUCCUGUGAGGCAAAAUGUGUUCAACUUUUGUAGGCUCGUGAAAUAAUUUCGUUAAACAGUUGUGAUAAGUGUCUUAUGAAGAAUGACAUCUUUACAAUAUGUUGUACAUCCUUUACCAGGGACAGAGGAGCAGUUCAAUGAUAGAUUAAAAGAAGUAGCAGAUCGAAUCAAUCGUUUGGCCUUCAAUACCCAUCCUGGCUUAUCAAAUCUCCGUACGAGCGUAAAGAGAAUAUGUCUUGCAUCUACAUACAUCGCCUUACUAUUAGAGGAUGGUCGAGUUUGUCGUGUUUCCUAUAAUGUUUUGCCCGAUAGGUUAGAUUUGAGUAAAAAUGACGCCACCAAAAAGUCUUGGAUGGUGCGCAGCUCGGGCGGAGGAGCCGCUGGAGGCUCGGGUUCCGGCAGCGGUGCCGGGGGCGGAGGCAGCAGUAAACCCACCGGCGGCAGACAGAUCACCAGAACCAGGGCGCGGAUCAUGCGAUCUAAUACGGCGAUCCGUGGCGGCAGCAACAGCGGCAGCAGAGGUGCGCCUGUAAUAAUCGGCACAACUGGCACGUCGAGCAGCGGCAGGAACUUGGUUACGGUACCUGCACCUUAUGUGCCAGAAGAGCUGGUUACACAAGCCCAAGUGGUUUUGCAAGGGAAGAGUAGAAAUUUGAUUAUCCGAGAAUUACAGAGAACCAAUCUAGACGUUAAUUUGGCGGUGAACAAUUUGUUGUCACGCGACGAUGAGGAAGGAGAGGAAGGUGACGAUGCUGCGGACUCCUACGUUCCGGAGGAUCUUAUCUCCCUGCUGGACGGUGGUUUCCACACCGACCACUCCGUUAUUAUUGAUGCAGACGCAAUGUUCUCCGAAGACAUGUUCGGCUACAGCGGUAUUAGAAACUUCCUUAACAGCCGCGGCGGUAGUGGACGUAGCCGUUUGCCCGACAGGGAUGCACCGACCGGAGGCAACUCGGGAGCGGACCGUGAACGUGAGAACUUCUCACGUUGGCGUGACCGACAGUACUUUGGACCCAGACGUUGGUUGGAAACAGCUCUCAGGGACAGUCCCUACGAAAAAGAUUCUGAACACAAGAAGAAAGACAGUGCAUGUCCGAUAUGGAUAUCCGACGAUUUGGAGUUUUGGCCGGAGCCUGCUCCUAAAUUCGUGCAAAUAGCUACGUUAUACAGCGAACUGAUUGCCUUGUCAGCUACUGGUCAGUUGUAUCAAUGGAGAUGGAACGAUCACGAGCCGUAUAAACAUCCAGAAAACCCUAAUAUUCAUCACCCAAAAACUGUACCGUUAAAUUUGACAAGCGAAAAGGUUGUCCAUCUGUCUGCAUGUUCCACACGUUGUUCCGUCUCGACCGAGUCCGGAAAGGUGGCGACAUGGCUGGACGAACUGUUGGCUCCGGCCUCCACUAAACUAGAGCACGCAGCCCAAGCCUACACCGAGUUCCAGACCGAUAAAAUUGUGGCACUACACACAUGUCCACUUUACACGGUAGCCCGACUGGACAGCGGCAGUCUGUACUGGUGGGGUGUACUGCCGUUUGCACAGCGCAAGCGUCUGUGGGAGAAGUACCGUACGAAAUGUCGUAAGCAACGACCGUCCAACAACCAGAGUGAGAUCACGACGGGUUCACAGGUCUGCAUGAAGAACAGUCCGAUGUAUCAGCCGGGUGCUAUUGCCUUUACGGUGGCGGCUGGAGUGCCCAAAGUGGGGCAGCUUCAAAAUGCCGCUUGGGCAUUGAGUGACACGUGCACAUUUAAGAUUAUCAACGUGCAAAGUUCCGGGCCCACCAAUGGUGAUAAAGGCAGAGGUGACACCAACUGUCCCGGUACCAGCGGACUCACGAAUUUGUCAAGCAAAAAUACAUCUAUAAAAGAAAACAACGAUAGAUUGGAUAUGCCUCCACCACCAUCACCAGCCUCCAGCACGUGCAGUGAUACCGGAAGCAUUUCCAACAGUCACAAGCGCCAAAAACGCUUGGUGGCCACCGGAUCAGAAGCCAGCGGAGAUCAGCGCAAAGACGAGGAAGAAUGGUUGCUGAGAGACGUGAUUUUCGUCGAAGACGUCCGAAGCGUACCCACCGGCCGGGUUUUGAAGAUCGACGGCGCCUACGCCGCUGUACGUUUCCCGUCCACUCACGCCAAAGAACGCGAGUCCAAAGACGUCGACGAGAUGAUCUUGCAAGACUGCCGUUUAAUGCGCAAAGACGAAUUGCAAGUCAUCAAAUCAUCGUCCAAUUCUCGAGUGCCCGAUUGCUUCCAGAGAACUCCUCGUCGCAUCCAGAUCUCCGAGAGCGGCGGACAGAUCCUUACCAUCGCGGUCGACGGGCAGGGCAUCCACGCCGUCGUGCGCAACGGUUCCAAACUUAGCUACGUGAUUUACAACAUCAGCAGCGGACGCGUCGAACAGGACAACGCUUUUCCGAGUGACACGGCUGCGUUUAUGGGACUCUAUCCGUCGUUGAUCAAUCUGGUUUGUGCCGGAGAGAGCUCGGAGUCCGUGUUGAUUUUAAGAGACGGCAACAACACUAUUUAUCCGCUUGCUAAGGAUUGCGCCGACGCGAUUAGGGAUCCGCAGUUCUUAGAUUUGCCUCCGGUUAAGUGUUUGACCGCUGGUACCUUGGCGUUAUCCGGGACGGGAGUGAAUAUGAAAAAUCAAGUUGCAAUUGUUGUUUUUGCGCUUGAGCAGCAGUUACUGAUGCCCAAGAUAUUGCGAUGCGAUAUUGAUGGCGUCAGACAAGUUUUGGCACAACUGGAUAGUGAGAUUAAAUCAAAUAGUGCAAAUUUACCUUCAUUCCUGUCGGAAAGAUGUGACGGCAACAGAAACAUUUUCCAUGCUGUUGUCAACAUGUGCACUCCCACAUCCAACAAAGAUUCGGACAACGAACAACCCAAUUUCGUUCAAGAAGAGCCAUUGACAAAUCACAAUUGGGCUCCAGAAGCUUUUGACGUGACAUCCGGAGACGAAGACAGUUUAAUGGGCCUCGGCAGCAGCGCAGCCAACAACAAAGGCGGCAGCAACAGCAACAACGCCCCCAGCAACCUCAUCGUUGAUCCAGUUGAAAGACGCACCAAUGCGAUGCAAAUCCUUCGUGCCUUGUUAUGCGAUUCGUCCGCUUUAGAGGCUCAUCUCAUCGAGUUGUUGAGUGCAAAGGAUGCCCAAGGCCAGACUCCGUUCAUGUUAGCCGUGUCGUCCCGCAGUUACCCAGCGGCUCUUGAAAUAUUUGAACGCAUCAAUAAGCUGGGCACAGCCCAAGAGAAGGAGGACAUGAUCUUCCCCAAAGGUUCGAACCCCGAUCACUCACCGUUGCACGUUCUUUGCUGCAACGACACGUGCAGUUUCACGUGGACAGGUGCGGAACACAUCAAUCAGGACAUUUUCGAGUGUCGCACAUGCGGCUUGACCGGCACGCUGUGCUGUUGCACCGAGUGCGCACGCGUUUGUCACAAAGGACACGACUGCAAACUGAAAAAGACCUCGCCCACAGCUUACUGCGACUGCUGGGAGAAGUGCAAGUGCAAGGCGCUUAUCAUGGGCAAUCAGACUGCACGUUCGGACUUGUUGACUAAGUUGGUCAAGGAAACUAACUUGGUGUGUCUACCCAACUCCCGCGGCGAAAGUAUUUUACUGUUUUUGGUGCAAACUGUCGGAAGACAGAACCAAGAGCAGAGACAGUUCAGGAAUUCCAGGCCGAGGACGGCUUCGGCUAAUUCGAGGAACAAGACUCCUUCCUCAGAUAUUGAAUCAGACAUGCCAGAACACGACCUGGAGCCACCCCGCUUCAGUCGCAGAGCCUUGGAAUGUUUGUUGGGUGACUGGAAUGCGGUUCGUAGCAUGAUAAUGUCCGGUACACGCGACACAAACGACACCCAAUACGCCGACCAACCUUACGUCGCCGGCCAGACCGGAACCACACUUCUAGACAAAUUCACGCAUUGCUUCCUGGUGAAGUGUCAGAUGGUAAUGGACGUUCUCCUCGAUACACUCAUUAAGGAGAUGAAGAAUCCCGACCCCAAGCAAAGCGAAUUCGCCAAGUUCGUGGCUAGGAGGUUCGUCCGUUCUGUCGUCAGGAUCUUCGUCAUAUUCAGCAUAGAAAUGGUGCCCAACUCGAUGAAACGCAGAACGCUCAACAACCAGAAUCAACCGUUGACCAAGUGCAAGCGUAUCUUCCAGGCCUUGUCGAAGCUCUCGAUUGAGGAAUUGUGCGAGACUGCUGAUUCGCUAAUUGCGCCAGUUAGGUUGGGUGUUGCGAGACCCACUGCUCCGUUCUCUCUUGCUACGAACGCCACUGAUAUCUUAAAUGGUUCCGAAGAGUUGUUCCUCGUCGAUCCGCUAGCCCCUUCGGGUGGCUCACGUUCAGCCACUAGCUCCGCUUCCAACGACACUUUCCCGUACUUGGCCGACACCGUACGUAGAGUGGCCAGCACCAGGGACUUGAUCAACGACGUCAACGACGGCGAAAGCAUGGCCAUCGACAACGACGACGACGCUACGUCUGAACACGAAGACGUGCCCGGCGAUCCGGAGAUGCGCAUCGCUGUCGGCAUGUCGUCCAUGAACAACGAGUCGGAGCCGCAGGAGGCGCCCGCCGACCAACAGGAGGGCGGUAGGAACGCACAGGGCGGCGAGGACAGUGAUCCGGAGCUGGAUCUGCUGGCCGAAACCGAAUCGGACAGCGACGACAACCACAGCAAUCAGGAUGCGGCCUCGGCGCAGCGGUCGGUGCAGACUGGAGCCACUGCCGGAUCCGAUACCGGAGGUAUGCUGCUGUUCCCGGAAGACGAGAGCGGCGAUUCUAGCCAGCAGGAGGAGGAAGAGAGCGAGGCGGGAGAAACUGAUGAACAAGACACGGAGGACUACACCUUAAAUGACGGCGAACUUGAAAGACGAAGAAGCCGUUACAGCAAUGCCACCGGACACGGCGGGCAGCGCAGCAAUCUGGCACCGCAGAACAUGCAGUGGGCGAUCCGAUCGAGGGAAGCAAGUAGAUCGACCGGCGUACGACUGGCCAACGGCUCCAACUUGGUGUUCAUCGAUCCCAGCACCCUGCGUCGAUCCACCGCCGGCAGUACCACCGUCACAGCUAGCUCCGAACCCAUCACCAUGGCCACCACUGCCAGUUGUCUGGCAAGAGCUUUUGGUAUCGUCAUACGACAAAUCGCCGACUUACUUAGUGCAAUGCCAGAACUGAACCAGAUGCUUGCGCCUUUCGCCCACAUGGAGGUGACACAGGACGAUAUAUACAACGUACAGAUAUACCUCGAGUUCCGUCUGAAACCAACAUGGGACUGGCUUUUGACCGUGAUGGAUGCAACAGAAGCCCAAUUGAAGUUUGGUGCGUCUUUAACAAAUUCUUUGGAUCUUACAAGUCCUGGUCAUCCACUAAACGCUGGUAUAAACGCUGGAGGUGGGCAACGCACUGUGCCUGCAGCUACAUUGGCUUCAUUAGUUGGUUCUGGAUCUGCAAGUAACACAAGAGGUCAUAGAGCACAUGCUGUUACAGGCACCGGCAGUGGUUCAACUGGGCGAAUUGUCGGGUUCUCCACAAAUGCCGAAGGCAAUCGUUCAAGGCCGGAGCGAGAAAGUGGAGACGCCCAUGCGGCGAGAAGGGAGUUCCUCAGUUACUGUCUAUCCUUAAUGCGUGCCCAUAAUAACGAACAUUUGGAUUCAUUGCCAAUCCUGGACGUAUCAGCACUGAAACACGUGGCCUACGUUUUCGAUGCUCUGAUAUAUUUCAUGAGGUCCGGUAAUUCCGAAAAUAUUGAUACGGAGCCUCGUGCCAGAGAGCGUAUACCGUUGCCGCCGUGGCAAGAUCAGGACGAGAACGAAAACGAGGAGGCCGAAGAGGAUAUUGCAGUGGCAAUGGAGACCGAUUCUCUUGACGAUCAAGAAGUUUCCAAUUUAGCCAACAUGACGAGCACAUUGAAUUCGAGUAUGGCGCAAGGCAGCGGCAAAGGUAGAAAACAUUCCUUCUUCCAGCGUUCGGAAUCUACGUUGUGCUUAGGCUGUCCGCCGCCCGAUCCCUUUGAAACGCCAAUGUCGGAGACCCUUCCUCUGGCCGAUCAACCGCAUUUGUUACAGCCAAAUGCUAGGCGUGAAGAUUUGUUUGGUAUUCCUAAACAACCCGUAACUCUUACAUCGACAGGUAACAAUUCGAACAACCCACUGGAAUCCUUGCCGACGAAGCUCAGUCUUUCGACAAGAACAUCUGACUUUGCGAUGAGCCAGCCGGCGAAAGCCAACCAUCCAAUCUCCAGCUCUCUAAACGUAAUGGGCCCCAAUCCGUUGGUUUACCCGCAAAACUAUUACCCUGACGGUGACGCUGACAUGAAGCGGCAAAUAUCUAAAGAAGUGCACGUACAAACAGACAACGGAGGUUCUAGUGAUACUACCACCAAUACCACAACCCCCAACUCAUCUAUACCUAACAAAAGUUUGGCCAACAUGCAACCUUUUGAAACUCUCUUGUAUGCAGUGAAAAAUGAAACUGCAGAGCUUGAAGAGCGGCCUCAAGAUUUGUCCAGAAACCUGGUUGAUCCCUUAAAGAUCACGGACAAUUAUGGAUCGUUCACUACAUCGGAAGGAAAUACGGAUGAACUACCUACAUCAAGACCCCAGAUCAUUGUGUCACCUAGGAAGGCCACAGAAAGUGCCGGGCAUGACCAAUUCUCAUCGACUUCUUCAACUUUGUCGUUACAAUCCAACGAAUCUUCAGAAAUAUGUAGUCAAAGUGCCUCGUCUUUGACUGCCUCCAGUGUAUCCUCAAGAAGUCCUGGCAAAAGUGUCAUAGUCAGAGCUGGCUCUUCAUUGAGUUGCCCUUCAAAUCAAAAACAAUCCGAAGAAGUUCCGAUGUCACUCGACAACCAACAAACUGAAACCCUAGAAAAUCAAGAAAUAUCUGCAAACGUCACCGUAGUGACUACCUCAACAUACAAUAAUGAUGUAUCCAAACCAUCAAUAGGUCAGUCAGUGUCGCACGACCUGCUGCUUGGCAGAUGGCGACUGUCCCUCGACCUUUUUGGCCGCGUGUUUAUGGAAGAUGUGGGCCUGGAACCCGGUUCAAUUGUAUCCGAACUGGGUGGGUUUCCAGUGAAGGAGGCCAAAUUUCGACGUGACAUGGAAAAACUGAGAAACAACCAGCCCCGCGACCUCACCUUGUCGAAAAUUGAACGCGACAGGACGCAGCUCUUGAUACAAACAUUCAAAGAGCUGAACACCCAAUAUAACAACUACAACAGAAGGAACUCCUCGUCUUCACCACCACUAGCCGUCAACAGAGUCAAGGUGACCUUCAAGGACGAACCGGGCGAAGGUACCGGAGUGGCCCGCAGUUUUUACACUGCCAUAGCCGAAGCGAUUCUGUCGAACGAGAAACUCCCGAACAUGGAUCCGGCCCAAGUCGACCCCAAAUACUCGUCACAGUACACGGUGCUCCAGCGUCUCCGCAGAGAUAGAGAUACGGUGAGACGGGCGGUGCCUUUGCGUAGCUCGACACGAUCGCGGGAUCACCACCACCGCAGAACGAUGAGUGUGGACGCGCGGCCUUUCGUUCCGGCGGAAAGCAACGCACAUUCCGAUGCGCCUUCGAUGCCAGAUCUAUCUACAGUUGGUGGCGUUCUUCCACCAAGUUUUUCAAACAACCAAAACAAUGCUAAUGCCAGUAGGAAUGAUCAUCUUACCAGUCAACAACAACAAUUAGGAGAUAGAUUAUAUCCAAGGGUGUACAAUUUACAUCCAACCUUCGCUGGCCGCAUCACUGGAAUGUUAUUGGAAUUGUCGCCGGCGCAAUUGCUCCUGCUGCUUGCAUCCGAGGGCUCCCUCAGGGUGAAAGUCGAAGAAGCGGUGGAAAUGAUCAUGGCUCACUCGCACACAUCCCAGCAGGAGAUCACAUCUGAAGCGUUGUUAGAUAUGCUUUUUUCGUUGACAGAUCGAGGUGCGUCACGAAAGAACAGCGGCAGUGGUGCAGGUGGGAACAGCAGCGGCAACGGUUCCACCCGUCCAACACCGGAGACCAACGGCACCGCCAACGCCGAGGAAAUGGUGCAGGACGAAGAGGAUAAUGCUCCUUUGUUUUACUGUCCCGGCAAAAGAGGCUUCUAUGCUCCACGUCAAGGUCGUGCCUCCUUCGAACGGUUGAACGCGUUCAGAAACGUUGGAAGGUUGUUGGGAUUAUGCCUGUUGCAAAACGAGUUAUGUCCAAUAUUCCUCACGCGUCACGUGCUUAAGUCUAUCUUGGGUAGACCAAUCAGAUUCCACGACUUGGCAUUCUUCGACCCGGUCGUUUACGAGUCUCUGAGGCAGUUGGUCGUUGAUGCCGAAACUAAAGACAGCAAUAAUUUGUUUUCAACACUAGAUCUCAAUUUUACGAUUGAUUUAAGUGCUGAGGAGGGCAGCGGAACGGUUGAAAUCAUGCCAGGUGGCAAAGACACUGAAGUUACUUCCAGCAACGUAUACGAUUACGUUAGAAAAUACGCUAAAUAUAGAAUGAUUAAGGUUCAGGAAAAGGCAAUCGAAAGUAUUCGAUUGGGUGUUUUCGAUGUUUUACCCGAAGGUUCUUUGGACGGACUUACGGCGGAAGAUCUACGCUUGUUAUUAAACGGUGUUGGUGACAUAAAUGUCACGGUACUAAUCUCAUACACAUCAUUUAAUGAUGAAUCCGGCGAAAAUAACGAAAGAUUGGUGAAAUUCAAGAGGUGGUUGUGGUCCAUCGUUGAAAAGAUGUCGCAUGUGGAACGUCAAGAUUUGGUUUACUUUUGGACGGGAUCCCCUGCUCUACCGGCAAGUGAAGACGGUUUCCAACCUAUGCCUUCAGUGACCAUCAGACCGGCAGACGACGCCCACUUACCCACGGCCAACACAUGUAUUUCUCGAUUAUAUAUUCCUUUGUAUAGUAGCAGAACUGUACUAAGACAGAAAUUGUUACUUGCCAUCAAAACAAAAAACUUUGGGUUUGUGUGAUCAUAUUUAUUUUCAGACGCGCACCCUCUUUAUAGCUAGAUAUUGAGUUUAAUAAAAUCAUGUUUCUGUACACAGUUUAUAAAUGACGAAAAAUUAAGGGUAUUGUGAUCGUAUUUAUUAUAGGCUAAAGUGAUAUGAACUGUAAAUAAUCUUUUUUUUUCAUUGGCACAAUUUCAUUUACACUUAUUUUGUUUUUUUUUAUAUACGCUCAACCGACGAUUAUUUCACUUGUGCCAACGUUUAGCUGGGUACCGUCUAUCCAUUCGUUAGAAAUAAGCGUUAUUUUAUGUUAUAAUAUAUUUUUUUUUAGUUUAGUACAAAAGUUGACUUGCAUACUAUCGUAGGUUUACAAGAUGAAACAUGAAUAUUACGUUUUUUAAUGAGACUGCCUUUGUCAGCUUUUCGUAAUGAACUUGUACUAGGAUUAUGUGAUUUACACAAUUACUUGAUUUUUUCUUGUAAGCCCACAAUAAAGUAACUUUUUUGUUCCUCACAGAUGCAGUUUACACUGAAUGAGACCUUUAAUUCCGUUAGUAUGUUUUCAAUAAAGAUUUAUGUUUCAAUUUACGGUAUUUAUUUACAAUUUAAUAAUUAAACUAGGUAUAGAACAUAACCAAAAUCUAGAAAUCAUUUAUUAUAAACGAUAUGAAUGUAAAAGUUAUAAAAUUGUCGAGGAUGAAAAUUCUACACUUGUAUAUACAGGAAAUUUGAUAAGCCUUAUUAAAACAAUAAUAAACACAUUUUAAAAAUGUCA
Messenger RNA from Aethina tumida (small hive beetle), 9869 nucleotides. RefSeq names its product E3 ubiquitin-protein ligase UBR5 (gene hyd). Gene Ontology annotation, cellular component: nucleus. The coding region runs from base 248 to 9115 and encodes 2955 amino acids. The transcript is spliced from 30 exons. The record is from RefSeq and is a predicted model, not a curated record. NCBI's taxonomy places the organism in Eukaryota, Metazoa, Arthropoda, Insecta, Coleoptera, Nitidulidae. Gene Ontology annotation, biological process: regulation of double-strand break repair; DNA damage response; protein polyubiquitination. Gene Ontology annotation, molecular function: zinc ion binding; ubiquitin-protein transferase activity; RNA binding.